This is a messenger RNA of Poecile atricapillus (Black-capped chickadee), 4715 nucleotides long. RefSeq lists its product as uncharacterized. NCBI's taxonomy places the organism in Eukaryota, Metazoa, Chordata, Aves, Passeriformes, Paridae. Gene Ontology annotation, biological process: cell surface receptor signaling pathway. Gene Ontology annotation, molecular function: transmembrane signaling receptor activity. The transcript is spliced from 18 exons. The coding region runs from base 296 to 4651 and encodes 1451 amino acids. The record is from RefSeq and is a predicted model, not a curated record.
ACAGGGAUGUGGCGGUAGCGCUGGCGGGGGUGACCUGUGGCAGCACGGGGUGGCCGCGCUGUCCCCAUGGCCGGGAGGUCCCCGCUGUCCCCAUGUCCUGCCUGGGCCCGGGCUGGCCGCGCUGUCGCCGUCGCCGAGGGCUCGGUGCCGUAGCGGUGUCGCCACGGGGCCAGCUCGGGGCCAGCCCCAGAGCCGGGCUCCCGCUGCCGCUGUCCCCGCGCUGCCAGCGCCAGCCAGCCGUGUCCCUUGUCCCUUGCAGCCCAGAGCCUCGGCCUCGCUGGUGAGUCCUCGGGGGAUGCCGUGUCCCCGCGCCGCUGUCCCCAGCCCCGCGCUGGCCCUGGCACGCUGCUGUCCCCUGUCACCCGCAGGUGCCCCGAGCCCGCAGCUCCUCGUGGAGCCGCCCUGGAGGCUGGCGGUGCUGUGGGACCGGGUGACACUGACCUGCCGGGGCUGGGGGACCGCCGGGGACACCACCUGGUACAUGAACGGGCGGAUCUGGUGGCAGAAGGGACGCGAGAGCUUCACUGUCACCUCGAGUGGCACCUACGAGUGUGACAGAGGCGGCAGCGGGCGCAGCCCCCCCGUGAGAGUCUCAGACGUCACGCCAGUGCUGCAGGUGCCGGCGGGGUCGCUGGUGGAGGGGGACACGGUGACACUGCGCUGCCGGAGCCGGCCGGACAAACCGGUCACCGAGGUGCGGUUCUACCAUGGGGAGAAGGAUUUGGGGAAAUCCCUGUGGGGGUCCGAGAUGUCCCUGUCCCCCCUGAGGCUGCAGCACAGCGGCCAAUACAGCUGCGGGGCCCUGUGGAAUACCUGGUUCGCAGAGUGGGUGCGGUCGGAGCCGGUGUCAGUGACAGUGCACGAGCUCUUCCCGGUGCCGGUGCUGGAGGCUCCGGCCGAGCUGCUCGCGGGGUCCCCCCUGAACCUCAGCUGCCUCAGCAGCCGCAGCCCCCUGCGGCCCCUCACCCCCCUCGUGCACCGCUUCUACCGGGACGGGCGGGAGCUGGGGGGCCCGCAGGGGUCCCCGCAGCUGCUGCUGCCCGCCCUGGGGCUCUCCGGCUCGGGGAAUUACAGCUGCGAGGUGCAGAGCCAGGGGGGGGCCGUGCGGAAGAGCAGCGCCCCGCUCCGCGUCACGGUGCUCGCGGUCCCGCCCUCGGGGGUGUCCGUGUGGUCGCAGCCCCCCGGGGCACAGGUGGCACUGGGGGACCCCCUGGUGCUGAACUGCGCGGUGGCCGCGGGGACAGGUCCCCUGUCCUUCUCCUGGCACCGGGAGGGCUCGGGGACACCGCUGGGCACCGGCCCCCGCCUGCAGCUGCCGAGCGUUGGGGACAAUGACAGCGGCCACUACCGGUGCCGGGUCAGCGACGGGGACAGCGUGGCCGAGAGCGGCCCCCUGAAUGUCACCGUCCUGGUGCCCGUGGCCAAUGCCACCAUCAGCCCCGGUGCCCUGGGCCAGCAGGUGCGCGCAGGUGAGCCCGUGAGGCUGCGCUGCUCGGUGCAGGUGGGCUCAGCCCCUGUCACCUUCACCUGGCUGCGCCACGGCCGGGAGGUGGCCCGGGGUCCCCUGCUGGAGCUCGCCCACGUCGGGCUGGCACAUUCGGGCACCUACCAGUGCGUGGCCACCAACCAGCUGGGACAGGACGGGCACCGCGUGUUCCGGGCACUCAGCCCCGAGCUGCUCCUGGAGGUGACAGCGGGGGGACACGGCCACACAGCAGUGGCCGCAGCGCUCGGGGGCUCCCUGUUGUUCGUGCUCCUGCUCACGGCUGUCAUCGUGGCCUUUCUCCGCACGGGUGCCGGGAAGCAGCAGCCAAGGGCCCCCCCGGCCGAGGAUCCUCAGGACACCUACUCGGAGCUGCUGGGGCCGCACGGGCAGCCCUGGGAGCCCAGAGACAUCUACGAGACUCUGCAGAAACAACUCAUCCCGGAUGGCCCCACAAAGGCCCUGAAGCACCGCACUUCCCCCGCCACCCUGAGCCCCCGAACCCCGAGCCUGGCGGGGAGGGGGAGCCUCCGAAUUGCCCCCAAGAUCCCUGAGAGAGCCCCCAAGAUCCCUGAGAGAGCCCCCAAGAUCCCUGACAGAGCCCCCAAGAUCCCCGAGAGAGCCCCCAAGAUCCCUGAGAGAGCCCCCAAGAUCCAUGAGAGAGACCCCCACGCUCACCCACCCGUGCGGAGAAAGGUCACGAUGACAGCCGUGAGCAGGAGCACGAACAACAGGGAGCCCCCGAGCGCUGCGGCCACUGCUGGGGACAAAGGGGACACAGCGGGCUCAGCCCGAGCUUCUGCACCCCAGAGACCCCACGAGUUCCCCUCCCGUGCCCCGCUCCACUCGUGUCGCUGCCAGGGACAGAGCGGGGCUGGAGCCAGAGCUCUCGGAGCCCCCCAAGAACCCACCGGUGUCCCUGUGUCCCCCCGCUGUCACCUCCAGAGACAAACCCGACUGUCCCGGACCCCCAAAGUGUCCCCGAGUGAUGCCAGCCGUGCCCUGUCUCCUCCGUGUCACCUCCAGGACAAACCCGGCUGUCCCGGUGCCCCAACAGUGUCCCCGAGGGACAUUGCCUGUGUCCCCGUGUCACCCCGCUGUCACCUCCCGGAGCAGCUCGGGGCUGAGUGCCCGGAACACGCGGUGCCCGUCCUGUCCCAGCUGGUUGGUGGCCACGCACUGGUAGGUGCCCGAAUGUGCCAGCCCGACGUGGGCGAGCUCCAGCAGGGGACCCCGGGCCACCUCCCGGCCGUGGCGCAGCCAGACAGUGCUGGGGGUCCCCAGGUAGGGCAGGGGGAGCCGUGCAGGCUGUGGGGGCUCCCCGCGCCCAUCCCCGCACUCACCGAGCACCGUGACGCGGAGCGGGGCGCUGCUCUUCCGCACGGCCCCCCCCUGGCUCUGCACCUCGCAGCUGUAAUUCCCCGAGCCGGAGAGCCCCAGGGCGGGCAGCAGCAGCUGCGGGGACCCCUGCGGGCUCCCCAGCUCCCGCCCGUCCCGCGCAGUGUCACCGUGUCCCCCUCCAGCAGCGGCCCCGCCGGCACCUGCAGCACCAGGAGCUCUGGAGGACAGGAGGGUCCUGUCACAGCCGAUGGCACCGGGACCCCCCAGUGGGUCACAGCCAGCGCACCCGGGGUCCCCAAUGCCAACACGGGCGUCCCCUCGCACUGCGAUGCUCUGGGAUGUCCCCAGAGCAGGGCACGGGCUCUGCUCACACCAGGGGUGACCCAGCUGCCCCCCCAGAGCUCUCGGGGUCCCCGCGGCUGCCGGGCUGGGGACACCCAAACGCCGCUCACCGCCCGAGACGGUCACGGAGCGGCUGCGGCCGCUGCCGCCUCUGUCACACUCCACGGGGUGGCCGCGCUGUCGCCAUGGCCGGGAGGUCCCCGGUGUCCCCAUGUCCUGCCUGGGCCCGGGCUGGCCGCGCUGUCGCCGUCGCCGAGGGCUCGGUGCCGCAGCGGUGUCGGCACGGGGCCAGCUCGGGGCCAGCCCCAGAGCCCGGCUCCCGCUGCCGCUGUCCCCGCGCUGCCAGCGCCAGCCAGCCGUGUCCCUUGUCCCUUGCAGCCCAGAGCCUCGGCCUCGCUGGUGAGUCCUCCUCCCCUCUCCUUGCCAGAGCUCUUCCCGGUGCCGGUGCUGGAGGCUCCGGCCGAGCUGCUCGCGGGGUCCCCCCUGAACCUCAGCUGCCUCAGCAGCCGCAGCCCCCUGCGGCCCCUCACCCCCCUCGUGCACCGCUUCUACCGGGACGGGCGGGAGCUGGGGGGCCCGCAGGGGUCCCCGCAGCUGCUGCUGCCCGCCCUGGGGCUCUCCGGCUCGGGGAAUUACAGCUGCGAGGUGCAGAGCCAGGGGGGGGCCGUGCGGAAGAGCAGCGCCCCGCUCCGCGUCACGGUGCUCGCGGUCCCGCCCUCGGGGGUGUCCGUGUCGGCGCAGCCCCCCGGGGCACAGGUGGCAUUGGGGGACCCCCUGGUGCUGAACUGCGCGGUGGCCGCGGGGACAGGUCCCCUGUCCUUCUCCUGGCACCGGGAGGGCUCGGGGACACCGCUGGGCACCGGCCCCCGCCUGCAGCUGCCGAGCGUUGGGGACAAUGACAGCGGCCACUACCGGUGCCGGGUCAGCGACGGGGACAGCGUGGCCGAGAGCGGCCCCCUGAAUGUCACCGUCCUGGUGCCCGUGGCCAAUGCCACCAUCAGCCCCGGUGCCCUGGGCCAGCAGGUGCGCGCAGGUGAGCCCGUGAGGCUGCGCUGCUCGGUGCAGGUGGGCUCAGCCCCUGUCACCUUCACCUGGCUGCGCCACGGCCGGGAGGUGGCCCGGGGUCCCCUGCUGGAGCUCGCCCACGUCGGGCUGGCACAUUCGGGCACCUACCAGUGCGUGGCCACCAACCAGCUGGGACAGGACGGGCACCGCGUGUUCCGGGCACUCAGCCCCGAGCUGCUCCUGGAGGUGACAGCGGGGGGACACGGCCACACAGUGGCCGCAGCGCUCGGGGGCUCCCUGUUGUUCGUGCUCCUGCUCACGGCUGUCAUCGUGGCCUUUCUCCGCACGGGUGCCGGGAAGCAGCAGCCAAGGGCCCCCCCGGCCGAGGAUCCUCAGGACACCUACUCGGAGCUGCUGGGGCCGCACGGGCAGCCCUGGGAGCCCAGAGACAUCUACGAGACUCUGCAGAAACAACUGUGACUCUUCGUGCCUGCAGGAAGUUUUAUUCUUUAUUCUCAAUAAAAACAAAAUCAAUAAAACUCAA